AGUUGGUGAGAUAAAACUGUCGUUUUAACUGAAGUAGAAAUAUCUGAAAAAAACCUGCAGGACAACUCUGAGAGAUGGAGCAAACCGAGGUGGUGAAGCCCGAAACUCUGGAUGACCUGAUAAAAAUCCUGCAUAAGGUCUUCGAGAAUGACUCCAUCAAUGUUGAGGAGGUCCAAGAUAUCAUGGAAUCAUACGAGAGCAAGCCUCAGGAGUGGAUGAAAUACGCAAAGUUUGACCAGUACAGGUACACCAGGAACUUGGUUGACGAGGGUAACGGAAAGUUCAAUCUCAUCAUUCUGUGCUGGGGAGAAGGCCAUGGCAGUAGCAUCCACGACCACACAGACUCCCACUGCUUCAUGAAGCUGCUGCAGGGUCAGCUGAAGGAGACGCUGUUCGACUGGCCAGACAGUAAAUCGCAGGGAAACAUGGUCCAGAAGUCAGAGAGAAUUCUCCAGGAAAACAAGGUUGCUUACAUAAAUGACUCCAUUGGCCUGCAUCGUGUGGAAAAUGUCAGCCACACGGAGGGCGCAGUCAGUUUGCACCUGUACAGUCCCCCUUUCCAAAUCUGCCAGAGCUUUGACCAGCGGACGGGGCACAAGAACACUGUCAAGAUGACCUUCUGGAGCAAAUAUGGAGAGAGGACUCCAUUUGAGACCACAGUUUCACAAGAGAACAACUAGUGGUCACGCAAAGAGGCUCUGGAUGAGGAAGACAGUUGCAUUUAAAAUUCUAAUGUUGUGAAAAUGAUUCAAGGGAAACUGCUGGGGAAGCGAAAUGUGGACCUACUAUGACUAAGCACCCAUUUAAAAAUCAGGAGCGGGCCGGUUCAAAAGGACAACCCAGUAAUUAGAAUGGCUUUAUCGCUGCCCAGUGUGAGCUUGGCAAAUACUGAUGAGCACAGGAAGAAUGUAUGAAUAGGCUUGGACAUGGAUUGAAUCUGCCUUUUGUUUGCUGGGCCUGAGGAGACCCUUUUCCAAUAACAACAUUCCUGUCUAUCCACGACCUGCGUAACCACACUUUUGUAAAGUUAUGGCCCAUAGUCAAAAAAAAAACAAACAAAAAAAAUAGAGCUUUAGCAUGAAAAAAAUGGGAAAAUAUUGAUGUUUCUCUCCAAUUUUAUUUCUGAAGAGAAGAAAAACAGUUGCAAUCAACAGUUUUGUAAUCAAUGGAGCACUUUUAUAGCUGUAUUUACUGUCAAUUUAUACCACUUAAAAUUGUCUUAACACCUGUUGAAAAUUGUGAUGAAAUGUAACAUUGUAUAAUCUAAUUAACAAAGAAGUUUGUUCCAUUUGCAUACAGAAUGAGAAAUGUAAAGCUUUAGAGUUGUGUUGUUUUUAAAAGUGCAAUGGUUGUAAUUUAUUUGCAGGUUAUUUUGUUCACAGGCAGAAUGUUUAGAUCAGCGAGCGGCCGUGUUACUCCUAAAUGUAUUCAUACUCGAGUUUUGAGAGUCUUGUGGAGGGACUAUUUUUUAUUAUUAGCAGACACCAUGUUUCAGUAAGGUUCAUACUUUUUCUCAGGAUUCUGGCAUAUUUUGACUGUAGCAAUAUUUAUAUAGUGUGUAGCUUUUACAGAAUAGCACCUCUCAUAGCACUGUCAAAUGCAUGAUUUCUGUGAUGCAACAAAUGAUAAAUCUGGCCGUAACUGUGUACCAUUAAACACCAUUAUGCUUUCACAGAA
Chelmon rostratus (copperband butterflyfish) is the source of this 1677-nucleotide messenger RNA. It is a transcript of the gene cdo1, whose product is annotated as cysteine dioxygenase, type I. The coding region runs from base 75 to 680 and encodes 201 amino acids. The transcript has 5 exons. Gene Ontology annotation, biological process: L-cysteine catabolic process. Lineage: Eukaryota; Metazoa; Chordata; Actinopteri; Chaetodontiformes; Chaetodontidae. The record is from RefSeq and is a predicted model, not a curated record. Gene Ontology annotation, molecular function: cysteine dioxygenase activity; ferrous iron binding.